CCUGUACACAGCGUCCGCCAUCAGUCAUGUGAAGGGUAAGAAGAUGAAAGUGAAAGGAGAAAUUACAGCUCGAUGAGGAGGAAGAUGAGAAGAGGCUGAGAGCAAGGAGAGGAGCUGAGGUGAAGGAAGGGUUAAUACCGGAUGCAAAGGGCCAUCGGUGACAGGAACGCCGUAAGAAGCUGAGAGCGAUCCGGACAGGGAACACAAAAUGCUGCCCACGGGCUCCAGACACGACGCCCCACAAGGAGGGUUCAACUUCGAGAACUGUCUCAGAAAUAGCGCCAUAGAGGAAAAUGCGUCAUCUCUUGGCCUCCAACCUCCGAAAGCUCGUAAGACAGGGACCACCAUUGCUGGUGUCGUAUAUAAGGACGGCGUUAUCCUAGGAGCGGACAGGAGAGCCACCGACGAUAUGGUGGUAGCAGAUAAAAACUGUGCCAAGAUCCACUACAUCUCAGACAACAUAUAUGGCUGUGGAGCCGGAGUAGCCGCCGAUGCGGAAUACGUCACCCAACUUUUGUCCUCCAAUCUGGCAAUCCACUCUAUGUCCACGGGAAGAUCGCCACGUGUCUGCACUGCAACCCGGAUGCUCAAACAGCUGCUGUAUAGAUACCAAGGUCACAUCGGAGCAUCGAUCAUCCUUGGAGGGAUUGAUGUAUGUGGCGCCCAUCUUACCAGUGUCCACCCUCAUGGAUCCACCGACAAAACGCCCUUCACGGCUCUAGGGUCCGGAGCAAGUGCCGCAAUCGCCGUCUUAGAAGAUCGCUUCAAACCCAACAUGGAGCUGGAGGACGCUAAGCAUCUGGUGACGGAAGCCAUAACAGCGGGCAUACUCUGCGACCUUGGAUCUGGCAGUGGAGUAGAUCUGUGUGUUAUUACUCGAGAGGGGGCGAAGGUAUUAAGGGGCUACACACAGACGGAGACCAAGGGGCAAAGGUCAUCUUCAUACCGUUACCGGCGCGGCACCACCGCCAUCCUACGAGAGACCGUGGCUUCUUUCGAUCUGGUGGAAGAAACCGUUCAACUAAUGGAGACGGAAUAACCGUCAACACAUGGUGCCAGCCUGCAAAUCAUCCGCUUCACGACUGCCAAGAUCCGAAAAAAGCCGCCAUAGCAAAACCCGAUUCUGCCGCCAUAUACAAAUUUUGCAUCUGUGCAUAUAUCAGACAGGGUGAGGCAGAAGUCGGGACCCCCCCCCCCCCCCCUUAUAACUGGCGUCAUUUGUAGAAAAUUGUCUUCCAACGUGUGACAAUAUUAACUGGGAGGGAGGCGGCAUUAUUGCCGCCAUUUUGGAAUCCGCCAUAUUGAAAUCAGCUCAGGUUUUUCCAGUGGGAAGGCGGGGGUCAUGUGAUAUAUCAGUCUUGGCUAGAAUCUACUCAGAAACACACUGGAAGUGUCCGUUUUGACCCUUUCUUUACAUCUUUAGGAGGAGUCAAGGGUGUGGCGGGGGCGGGGGGGGGGGGGUGUCAGGGCACCGAUGGGAAUAUGGCAUCCCGUUACACAGGGAUCAGCAACCUUUCGCUCUCCCGCUGCUUUAACUACAACUCCCAGUAUGAACUCGACGACUGUUCUUGUAACUCCCGAGUACUGAGUACAUUUUGGCCAAGGCUGAUAUAUCACAUGAACCCCUUCUCAUUGGAUAAACCUGAGGUGGAUUCAAUAUGGCGGAUUUCAAAAUGGCAGCCGAGGAAGGCUUGCUCCCAGUUGAUACUUUCACACAUUGAAAGUCAAUCCUCUAGAAAUUCCGCCAGUUAUAAGGGGGCGUCCCGACUUCUGCCUCACCCUGUGCGUUAUAACUAGGGAUGAGCGAUUUGACUUCGCAUAAAACAUCCGAAGUCGAUUCGCAUAAAACUUCAUUCGGAGCAGGAGCUCCGUACAGUAUUAGAAUGUAUUGGCUCCGAUGAGCCAAAGUUAUAGCUUUGUGAAGUCUCAUAAAUAAAUUUUUACUUUCAAAAACCAUUUCCCGAACUCGGCUCAUCGGAGCCAAUACAUUCUAAUACUGUACGGAGCUCCUGCUUCAUCUGAAGUCGAUUCGCUCAUCCCUAGUUCUAAUCUACUGCUCCACCUCAAGCUUCGACUCUCAUCAUCCACUCGCCGCCAGGAAGUGGGAAUUUUUUCUAUAAUAAAAAGUCAUGUGACAACCCCUGCGCCCUGUGA
This is a messenger RNA of Bufo gargarizans (Asiatic toad), 2154 nucleotides long. RefSeq names its product proteasome subunit beta type-7-like. NCBI's taxonomy places the organism in Eukaryota, Metazoa, Chordata, Amphibia, Anura, Bufonidae. Gene Ontology annotation, cellular component: proteasome core complex. Bases 209 to 1039 code for a protein of 276 amino acids. The transcript has 8 exons. The record is from RefSeq and is a predicted model, not a curated record.